This is a messenger RNA of Symbiodinium pilosum, 2172 nucleotides long. The record is from the annotation of a GenBank genome assembly. NCBI's taxonomy places the organism in Eukaryota, Dinophyceae, Suessiales, Symbiodiniaceae.
AUGGGCAGUAUAAUGGAGGAGCGCGUGAAGGCAAUGCUGGGACCGUCCUUGAAGCCAGAGAUGAAGACAAUGAUGCAAGAGUUGGGUGAGAAUUUCAAGUUCCCGGAAUGGAAGUACCGGAUGAACAAGCUUGACUCCUGCAGUAGUGAGGCAGCAUCCAUGUUCGGUGGUGCCGCGGCCUUCCCGGCGGCUUCUGGUGGCCAAAAGCAGGCUUCUCUGGUGGGAACCAUCCCGAAGCAAUCGCUUCUUCAUGAGCUGGUCGGCAUCGACAGGCUAGAGAAAGUGGCUAAGCAGCUGGACAAAGGAACGGAUGUGAACGUUCUUGAUUGCAUGGGUGAGACGCCACUCUUCUGGGCUGUGUCUGCAGAGGCGGUGGACUUCUUGGUCACUGAGGGGGCCAGAAUUGAACAUCGGAACUCGCUUUGCCAGUGCUCUGCAUUUUACAAGUUUGCCUGCCAGGGACAGCACAAGCCGCUGAAGGCCCUGGCGCUGCACCUGCGGAAGGCCGGUGUGUUGGAGAAGUACUUGGAUGAGCCAGCUUCAAUUACAAAAAGAACGCCGCUGCACGCUGCGGCACACAAUGGCUUCUUGCAGACGGUCAAGGAGCUCCUAUCAAUGGGGGCGGACCGCGACGCUGAGGACUACUUGGGGAAGAAGGCGCUAGAUUUGGCACGCGAUCGUGGCUUUGAUGAGGCGAGCGUUUGUGAAGCUUGGUACAUCAGCCCAGUGAAACAGAAGCGCUUCUACGUGCGACUUGUAGCAGGGAUCGACGUGAUCAAGGCUUGUGCGCAUGGCUGCGAGUGCGUACCGCAGCUUUGGAAGUGGUUUUCCCAGAAACGCAGCGUGGAGUCCAUGGAGUCCAUGUACAAGGGGAGGGUCAAUCAGAUAGGGAUGGUCAAUGAGCAAGCAGUGUAUUUCGCGACAAAGUCAGGCGUGUCUAUGCUGCAUGAGGGGCUCCUCACACCAGCUGUGGAAAGGCACGAUGCUGAACUGGUGGCAUUUCAUAUGUGCCAUCACCGCAGCAGUAUUUUCUAUGAAGUGCUGUCGAAGGAUGGUGGGGUACUCACCAUCUAUGAGUAUAGCUUGCUGGUAAAGGAGUCUGUCAAGGUGGCGAUCUUCCAAGAGACGGUGCCUGCAAAGUCGCUCUGCUGCGUCGACAACCUGCUGCUCCGCGCCUCUCGCGCGAGCCUCCUGGCCGUGAGCCUCUCGCCCGCCGGCCAUGGUGCACCCCCCAGCAUACUGCAGAAGUUCAAGGAUGCCGAGCAAGAUGUUUUAGGGUCUUUGGCAGUGGCUUUCGCUGCCGACGUUGUACAGCAUGCCCACGUCUAUGCGGUCGCGCCAAGGAAUCGCAGCGUGGUCAAGCUACGACUUCAGGAAGACACGCAUGGCAUCUUGCAUCUGACGAGCAUUGAGGAGCUGCUGGCCGCAGGUGAAGGAGCAGAUGGCCCAACAGAGACAGCCUCCGUGGUGCAACCACACCAGGUCGCCUGGGUGCACGGCAAACUCCUGCUGGCGGAUGGAUGCUCCUUGCGCCAGGUUGAGGAGGGUCGAGUGACUACCUUGCUCGGAUCGCCCACAGAGUGCGUUGAUGCAGCCAACGAAACGCUGUCACCAGCUGACUGGGUGUCCAGGAUUUCGCAGCCAUUGGGCUUAGCAGCGGAGGCGGAGGCCACAGCCGGACAUACUGUCCUCGUACUGACCCGUGGGCAGGUCAUUCAGGUGACGCAGCAGGAAGAAGGCACCUGCACAGGGUCAUCUCACGAUGCCUGCACCAAGGAAGAGUGCGGCUGGGUCGAGGAUGAUCGCCACAACCGUUGCCUCAGCUGCUCAGCGCUACACGCCUGGGCUGAAGCUCAGAGGCCGCCAAUGGACCCGUGCCUGCAGCUCACAGGGGCUGGAUUCGUGCGGUAUGACCUGGGCCCAUGUGGCUGCGUCGCUCCCACCACAACGCCGGCACCCGAAGAGGACAUCGGCGUGGCUGGCUUUGUUCGUGUGGUGGUUGUGCUUGGCGUUGCUUCGGGGGUUUUAUUUUACUGCUGGCGGGAACGACAACGACGUCGACUUCAGCAAGACAUGUAUGGUUUGGCAUCCGACACCGUGCAGUUUCACACUUUCAACGAUCAAGAUCAUGAUUGCUAUGUACGCCAUGACAGCCACGACACCUUUUCGUAG